Messenger RNA from Tachysurus fulvidraco (yellow catfish), 396 nucleotides. RefSeq lists its product as uncharacterized. NCBI's taxonomy places the organism in Eukaryota, Metazoa, Chordata, Actinopteri, Siluriformes, Bagridae. The record is from RefSeq and is a predicted model, not a curated record. Bases 1 to 396 code for a protein of 131 amino acids. The transcript has a single exon.
AUGGAGGCUCAUGUCCAGCACGUGCGUGCAGUGCUGAAAAGACUAAUACAACAUCAGCUCUAUGCUAAAGCUGAGAAAUGUGAAUUCCACACAACCUCCACGUCGUUCCUGGGUUAUGUCAUUUCCGCCGGUGGAAUCGCCAUGGACGAGUCCAAAGUAGAGGCGGUGUUAAAGUGGCCCCAGCCCCAGACUGUCAAAGAAUUACAACGCUUUCUGGGCUUCGCGAAUUUCUAUCGUCGCUUCAUUUGCGGGUUCAGCACAGUAGCAGCUCAGCCCAAACUCAGCCCCAGGUUUGUGGGUCCAUUCAAGGUUCUCGGACAAGUGAACCCUGUGGCAUACCGCCUGGCACUACCGCCCAACUACCGCAUCUCUGCCACAUUCCAUGGUCUUGGGUGA